Molecule: messenger RNA, 1023 nt
Organism: Heterostelium album PN500
Lineage: Eukaryota; Evosea; Eumycetozoa; Acytosteliales; Acytosteliaceae
Gene: ucpA
Exons: 4
Coding region: 1-1023 (340 amino acids)
Biological process (GO): mitochondrial ADP transmembrane transport; mitochondrial ATP transmembrane transport
Cellular component (GO): mitochondrial inner membrane
Molecular function (GO): ATP:ADP antiporter activity
Source: RefSeq, a predicted model, not a curated record
AUGUCUAGUGUUUCACCACAAAUACCUAUCAAUACCAAUAAUAGUAGUUCAACUAAAACAAAUGUAAAAUCAUCAUCAACCGUAAACAAUAGUAAUAUCGAUAGUAAGGAACCAUCUAAUUAUCAAGUGAUCACUGGUUUCCUUUCAGGUAGUUUGGCAUCAAUGGUUGCUACAACAUUUACAAAUCCUAUAGAGUUGGUGAAAACAAGAUUACAACUACAGGGAGAACUAAAGAUGUCGGCCAGAGUCUACACGGGAAUCGGUGAUGCUUUCAUUAAGAUUUGGAAGGCCGAAGGACUGAUAGGAAUGCAACGUGGUCUAUUCCCAGCUUAUCUUUCACAGGGUACUCUUAACGGUUGCAGACUUGGCUCGUACGAUGCCAUCAAGCGAUUGAUCGGCGCCGAUCCAGAGAAGGAAAAUUACUUUAUCAAGAACUUGGCGGCAGGUGCGUUGGCCGGUGCAUUCGGAGCAUCGAUGGGAUCACCUUUCGACCUGGUAAAAGUUAGAAUGCAAGCUGCAAGGAUGUUCCCUAACGAUCCACAAUUCAGUAACUACACAUCGACAUCCAGAGCGUUUGCUCAGAUCAUAAGAACCGAAGGUUUUAGAGGUUUAACAAGAGGUAUGGCUACAUCUGCACAGAGAACAGCAGUUGGAUCAUCGAUACAGCUAUCUACCUAUUUCGAGACGAAACGAUUCAUUAUCAAUAAAACUGGAAUGGAAGACGAUAUCUAUGCACAUUUGUUAUCUAGUUUGGUAGCAGGUUUGUUUGUAACGGUGGGAAUGAAUCCAUUCGAUGUAGCAAGAACCAGACUCUACUACCAAGGUCAAGGAAACACUCAUGGUGAGAAGUACAAGAGUCUAAUGGAUUGUAUUUAUAAAACUGUCAAAGUUGAAGGAUUUUUCGCAUUAUAUAAAGGAUUUUUAGCUCAUUAUCUGAGAUUAGGUCCACAUACAAUAUUUACAUUAGUGUUUUGGGAACAAUUCAAGAUGGUAUUUGCCAAGUUUGAAAAUAAAUUCAAUUAA